Molecule: messenger RNA, 2627 nt
Organism: Onychostoma macrolepis
Lineage: Eukaryota; Metazoa; Chordata; Actinopteri; Cypriniformes; Cyprinidae
Exons: 3
Coding region: 1848-2627 (259 amino acids)
Molecular function (GO): 2-oxoglutarate-dependent dioxygenase activity; methyltransferase activity
Source: RefSeq, a predicted model, not a curated record
UCACACUUCAUUUUGGUCACAUAUGUUAAAAUGACAUUGUAAAAUAAAGUGUUACCAAAUAUUAAAUGAAGUUACAAAAAAUACAAUUAUAAAAGGUUCAUCAUAAUAAGCCGCUUAUCCUCAGGUGACCAGGAGCAUAAACACUUAUUUAUAAAUAAUGUACUACACCCUUACAUUUAUUUAAAAUAGUUUUGUUGUAUGAUUAGUUACCCUUGUGGGGAAAAAACAUGAAUAACACAAUAUUAUUAUUAGUUCCUGAUAUCAGACACUUAAGCAUGAAAAUGCUCAAAGAUUUCUUUGAAGUAAAGGUUAUCUUAAUUAUGCUCAGAUGUUUUUAAGUAAUAUACACAUUAUAUUCCAACUGUAGCAUGGAUCAAAAGCUUUUUUCUUCUUAAGCUAUUUCUUUCAUUAAGUCAGUUCAUGGUCCAUUGAUGUUGCCUGGCAGGAUAUAACUUGGACACUCACUACGAUUUAUAAUAGUUUUGUAGCAGGAUGUUUUAACCUCCUUUCUGCUAGCUAGAUAAUUAUUUAAAUUAACUGCCAUCUUACACUCAAAGCAAGUUUGCUAAGUAUAUAUUGUCUUUUGAAUAGUAGUUGCUGGAGUGCUCAAGGCCUUGUGUAAUUGCUCAGUUCCUGCUAAAUUUGUGGUAAUCAUGGCUAUCAGGGAAAUGGGCUUUUUUUUUUUUUUUUUUAACAAAUCAGGUGCAGAGUUUCUGUUAUGCUCCUCUGUCCCACUUGGUGUCAGAAUUGUGUGUUGUUAUUUUACUGCCUUGCUAUUAGACUUUUUUUUUUCUCUCUUGUAGUAAUGGCAGGUCUAGAACGCCUGUGAGAAGCUCUCUUAAAAGUGAUCUAUUCACUUCGUUCCACUACACCAGGGUUUCUCAAUUAGGGGGCCGGAGCCCACUAUUUGAGUGUCUUAGAAAACUUCUAAGGGGACUGCAAGAUUAUUUAAAAGGAUAGUUCACUUAACAUUAAAAAUUCUGUCAUCAUUUGUCAACACCGCCAACCAAACAGAUGACAGUAGCCAUAGUAAGAAAAAAUGCUAAGGUAGUCAAUGGCUACCGUCAACUAUUUAAAAAAAAUCUCUUACAGGUUUGGAACAAGUGGAGGGUGAGUAAAUGAUGUUUUCAUUUUUGGAUGAACUAUGCCUUUAAAAUAAUAUAAUAAUAAUAAUAAUAUAUAUGCUAAAAAAAAUACAACUCCCAAAUAACUUACAGUUCACAAUAUGGAUUGUGGUUAAUUGAUAUUUAAACACUAGCCAUUUCAGUUCUUCAAAUAUUGUGUUGGACAGUGGAGGGGCCUUUAAGUUAAAGUGUUUUCUCUCUCUCUCAAAAGUACCUUUUAUGAAAUGGUCAUUGGCUCUGCGUUUUGCGAAACCACUCAUGUUCUAUGAUCCCAUCUAAAAUGUGCAUCUUGAAAACAUUGGGCAGGCACCAAUUUCAAAUAUACCAGCACACCGUCUGACACAAAGUGAUGUUGACAUGCAGACAGCUUCUAAAAAAUAUUUGGCAAAGUCCAUGUGACAUUCAGUCUGUUUUUGUCAUAUGUUGACAUCAGUGUAUGAAGGACUGCCCUCUGUGUAGGGCUAUAGUCCUGCCUCUGUAUAAACCAGGGUGAAAUCUUGGAAAAGAAUGCAUGAAGGCAGAGGGCAAAUAUCAAUUUUAACUAUGAAUGCCAGCAGAUGCUCAGACCCCAAACACAUGCUCACACUUCGGUCAUGCUUCUGUAUGCAUAUAUGCAAGAGGUUUUUAGGUUUGAAAAUGAAUAAUAAUUCAUAAUAAUUAUGGUGUCUAGUCCACCACAGUAAAUUCAUUAGUUUCAAGAUGGUGGGGAAACAAUAAGUUUGGAUGUCACUAAAUUACAUGGGAUUCCACAUUCUUGUACUAACUUUGGGCUUUCUAAACGGAAGACCUCAGUCAGUCCGAGUCGGCCACAACACCUCGAGCACUACCACACUGAGCACAGGUGCCCCACAAGGCUGUGUGCUCAGCACUGCCAAGUUUAGCUCCAACCACAUCAUCAAGUUCGCUGAUGACACAACAGUGGUAGGUCUCAUCAGCAACAACGAUGAAACGCACUACAGAGAGGAAGUGGCACAGCUGGCGAAAUGGUGUGGCACUAACAACCUGUCCCUCAAUGUGAGUAAGACAAAGGAGGUUGUGAUGGAGAGAGUCAGCAGCACUAAAUUCCUGGGGGUGCACAUCACAGAGGAUCUCACCUGGACCACCAACACCAUGUCACUCUCCAAGAAGGCACAACAGCGCCUACACUUCCUCCGCCGGCUGAAAAGAGCAAGUCUCCCUCCACCCAUCCUCACCACUUUCUACAGGGGCACCACUGAGAGUGUACAGACCAGCUGCAUCACUGUCUGGUACGGGAACUGUACAGCAGCAGACCACAAGACCCUCCAGCGGACAGUGAACACAGCUGCAAAGAUCAUCGGUGCCCCUCUCCCCUCCAUCCUGGACAUUUUCCUUACACGAUGCUCCAGCAAAGCCAAUAGUAUCGUGAAGGACUCCACCCAUCCCUCCACAGUCUCUUCCAGCUCCUAUACCAUCAGGAAGACGUGUAUGAAGGACUGCCCUCUGUGUAGGGCUAUAGUCCUGCCUCUGUAUAAACCAGGGUGA